Molecule: messenger RNA, 2406 nt
Organism: Heterocephalus glaber (naked mole-rat)
Lineage: Eukaryota; Metazoa; Chordata; Mammalia; Rodentia; Bathyergidae
Gene: Rnf11
Product: ring finger protein 11
Biological process (GO): ubiquitin-dependent protein catabolic process
Cellular component (GO): ubiquitin ligase complex
Molecular function (GO): ubiquitin protein ligase activity
Source: RefSeq, a predicted model, not a curated record
GGCUCGCCGGAGGCCACCGUCGCGACCCCGGCGGAGCCCGCGGCCCAGCGUUGAGCCCCGGUCCCCGGGGGCUGGCAUGAGCGGUCCCUCCGCCGCACCGGGGGGCGGGGGAGUCGCCGCCUGAGCCCCGGCCUGCUGCCGACCUCGCCGAGCGAGCCUGACCGCGGAGCGUGCGAAAGACCCCGUCACUGCUUUCUCCCUCCCCCAGAUCACACAGCCCAGCCCCGAAGAUGGGGAACUGCCUCAAAUCGCCCACCUCGGAUGACAUUUCCCUGCUUCACGAGUCUCAGUCCGACCGGGCUAGCUUUGGCGAGGGCACGGAGCCGGAUCAGGAGCCGCCGCCGCCAUAUCAGCCACCUGGUUCCACACUACAAAGACGCAGAGGACACUGGACCACCAGACCACACUACUGGGAACAAGUUCCAGUUCCAGUGUAUCAUCCAACACCUAGCCAGACUCGGCUAGCAACUCAGCUGACCGAAGAGGAACAAAUUAGGAUAGCUCAAAGAAUAGGCCUUAUACAGCAUCUGCCUAAAGGAGUUUAUGACCCUGGAAGAGAUGGAUCAGAAAAAAAGAUCCGGGAGUGUGUGAUCUGUAUGAUGGACUUUGUUUACGGGGACCCCAGUUGAUGCAGCACUGCUUUCGUCCUAUGAGACUAAUUGAGCCAGGGUCUCUUGUCUGACUUCAAGUGAACCAUCAUUCUUGGUGGUUUUGAUCUUUUGUCACUGAGCCCAAAGAGCCAGGGAUUAGGAAUUAAGAUCAUGCACAAAAAUUUCCUAAAAAUUCCUGGGUGGCUACAGAUGUUGAGGAAAGUAUGUAAUAUUUUAGAAACUUAGGGGGGAAAUGUAGGAUGGUAUUUUUAUGUAAAGCCUUGACCCAGUGUUUAAAAAGAUAAUUGUAUUUAGAUCUUGUUAUUAUUGCUCCAGUACAUAUGAAUUGUGUAAAGUGUUACAGCAGCUGUUUAUGUUUAAAUUGUGUGUUGAAGAUUAGGAAAAAAAUAGUGGUUAUUUUUCCUAAAUGAAAUAACUUUCUUCUCCCCUCCACCAAUUCUUUUCUGAAGUUACUGGCAUUUGGGUCAAGGUUUUAUUAAAAGCUACAUUUUAUAACACUGGCACAAAAACAGUAGUUUUAAGCUUGUUUGCACAGUUCUUUUUUUCCAUUGGAAAUGGAAUUCAUUGCCUUAGGUCUUUUAAAAUAGUGUAUUAUUAUCGUUGGGGCUGGCUCUAUGCUUGAAAACCAGUUUAUUUAUAACCUGUUGUAAGUGCUAUAUUCUGUUUGCAGUUAGGAAAUGCAGAAUUCAAAGUGAUCUCCUAGCUUGUAAGCAAACUGAGACGCACUAGCCCUUUUCUAUAAAAAUGAAUUAAUGUGUCAAGAAACCAACUCCAGCAAAGUGGUUUAAUAGUAUCCUUUCCUAUGUGUUUAUCUGUUUUGGGUUGUUAAUAUGAUGAUGAUGGAAAGUCAAGAUAAAUUUUAAAUAUUAAGAUUUCUGAUUUAUUGAGAUUGAAUUAUGCCACCAUGCUUAUGUAAAAAUGAAGGUGGCACCAUAAUGAAAUGUAACAAGAAGUAGUUUCUCAGUGUAACAAUUUUGAUUUAUUCUCUUUCCUAUGACCUCCUUCCUUGUUGUCUUGACCCAUAGCAAAAGGAUAUUGCAUCUCUCAUUACUGUUGAGCUGGGGUUUAUUGAAGUUAUAUAAACACAUCUCAGUCUGUGUCUCUUGGAAAGGUAUCUAUUAAGUCCUGCUAGGUGACUGAUAAGACUAAGCAGGGAAUAAAGGUAAAUGUGUUUCAUGUUUUGCACACAACUGCAGAAUUUGUAUAACCACAUGACUUCAUAGUUGUGAUCUCAAAAAAGGAAUUCCUCAUUUAAUUUUUCUUGCAGUUAAUGUAAGAAUACUCUAAAUCUCUAAGCUUCUGAAGUGUUAGAGGUAGAGAUGGUCUAGUGAAUAUGUAGUAGUAAUGUUUUAUCCACUUAGCAUGUGUUUAUUUUUCCUUGUGUACUCAAAGGUGACUUAUUUGUUCAGCUCAGAGAUGUUACAGCUAAAAAUCAUUCAUUAGCAAAAGGAGAAGCGGUCUCCACCUGAAAAACAUUUCUUAUUAUUUUAUAUUGAGUUGAAUAUUUGACUCUUAAUACUUUUCUACAUACAAAACAGGUUUCUGGAAGGCUCUUUGUAAUUGCAUUGUAGGAGAAUUUAGUAUGUCAUAAGUACUUAUUUGACAUUCAACUGUAUUAUGCAUAUGUUGGUUAAUUUCCUUAUGAGCCCCAUGAUGGAAUGACUUAAAGAUGAAUUUGAUGAAAGUUGAAAGAAACUAGAUUAUCAGGUUCUGUUAAAUUGUUACAUGUAUCUUGCUUAAAUUUCUGUUCAUUAAUUUAUAUCUACCCAAUUACAUAAAGCAAAUUUGGAGGAAA